Molecule: messenger RNA, 571 nt
Organism: Drosophila subpulchrella
Lineage: Eukaryota; Metazoa; Arthropoda; Insecta; Diptera; Drosophilidae
Product: dynein light chain roadblock-type 2
Exons: 2
Coding region: 191-442 (83 amino acids)
Biological process (GO): microtubule-based movement
Cellular component (GO): cytoplasm; cytoplasmic dynein complex; centrosome
Molecular function (GO): dynein intermediate chain binding
Source: RefSeq, a predicted model, not a curated record
AGUCAUUACUUGACAACGAAUAUAUAAUAUUAUACAUACAUAUGAAUAUCAGUAUCGUAGAACUCUCUAAAAACUUUAAUCAAAAUGGAGGUAGCAGAGCUUGAUCUUACAGCCAAAACGCACUAAAAGUUAUGUGGAGGAAGUAUUUCGCCGAGUAAAAGAAAAGCCUGGCGUGGAGGACCUAUUGAUCAUGAACCACUCGGGUGUUCCGGUGAAGACCUCGAUGGAUCGUCAGGAGAGCCUGCAGUAUGCCUGUCUAUAUGAUAACUUGCGGGAAAAGUGCCAGGCAUUCUUAUCCAAAUUGGAGCCAGCUCAAACUUUGACCUUCUUGAGAGUUCGUACCAAAUAUCAUGAGGUGCUCAUCACCCCGGAUGCCAAGAUCACCGUUUUAGUGGUCCAAAAUGCCAAAGAUACUUUCAUUAACAUGAACGCCUCACACUAAUACCCAUUUUAAAACAAAACAUUACCUUGUUAUAAUAUAUAAUGUUGGUGGUGGCCAUUAUUGUUUAUCCAUAAGUAACCAAACAAAACUGAAACACCAAUAAAAGUUUCAAAUUCUGUUUCAAGAGCA